This is a messenger RNA of Sebastes umbrosus (honeycomb rockfish), 3263 nucleotides long. It is a transcript of the gene b3gnt7, whose product is annotated as UDP-GlcNAc:betaGal beta-1,3-N-acetylglucosaminyltransferase 7. Gene Ontology annotation, cellular component: membrane. The coding region runs from base 266 to 1513 and encodes 415 amino acids. NCBI's taxonomy places the organism in Eukaryota, Metazoa, Chordata, Actinopteri, Perciformes, Sebastidae. The transcript is spliced from 2 exons. Gene Ontology annotation, molecular function: hexosyltransferase activity. The record is from RefSeq and is a predicted model, not a curated record.
UCUCAGAGGAAGAGAGAGCCAGUCCUCCUCCUCCUCCUCCUCAGCACACACCUCCAGACACACCAACCUCACACAACUCUGUGCUGCUCUGUGUCUGUCAAGACUGUUUCGAUGGAAAGGAUCAUUUUAUCAUUUUGUCCAACAGCUGAAGAGACAUAAACCUGCACAGUUUCCACUCCUCUUUGGGCUCUAUAAUCGGGUUUUCUAUUGGUUUAUUGCCUCCAAGCAGCCAGCACAUCACAGACCGUCGGGAGCAUAAGAGAAAAUGAUGAACAACCGAGAUCGCUGGAGGGUGUUCAAGAGUGUGAGCGUCAUGUUCUUCCUGGCCGUGGUGGGGCUGACGGUCGUCCAGCGAGGGAGCAUCAACGUGGUGGCUCCCUUCGAGCUCCAGAGGCGGGCUCGCAUGGACGCCUCCGAGGGAGCGGAUCCUGGAGCUGCUCCGGAAGACUCGUAUCGGGCGAUGAACAGCUUCUGGAAGGCCAGCAAACGCCAAACAGCGCCUAAAGCUCGGGCCAACACGCAGAAGCCCCGGAUCACUGAGGACAACGUCGUCAGAACCUGGGAUGUAACCAGCUCCAACUGCAGCGCCAACCUCAACCUCUCGAGUCAGGAGUGGUUCAGGGGUCUGGAGGACAAUUUCAAGCAGUUCAUGCUUUAUCGACACUGCCGCUACUUCCCCAUGCUCUUCAACCAUCCAGAGAAGUGUGCGGGGGACGUAGAUUUGCUCAUGGUGAUAAAAUCGGUGGCCACCCAACACGACCGAAGGGAGGUCAUCCGAAAAACCUGGGGCAAAGAGCAGCUGGUUGACGGCAAGAGGGUAAAGACCCUCUUCCUUCUCGGUAAACCGUCCAGCGUGGCGGAGAGAGCGAAUCACCAGAAGCUGGUGGAGUACGAGGACUACAUCUACAAGGACAUCCUCCAGUGGGACUUCCUGGAUAGCUUCUUCAACCUCACGCUCAAGGAGACUCACUUCCUCAAGUGGUUCCACACGUACUGCCCCGGCGUGCGCUACGUCUUCAAGGGGGACGACGACGUCUUUGUCAGCGUGGGGAACAUCUUUGAGUUCCUAGAAAGCAGCAGCCGUGCGAAGGACCUGUUUGUGGGGGAUGUGAUUUUCAAGGCUAAACCCAUUCGUAAAAAGGAAAACAAAUACUAUAUCCCUGUGGCGCUGUAUAAUAAGACGCACUACCCUCCGUAUGCAGGUGGAGGGGGUUUUCUGAUGGACGGGACCCUGGCGAGGAGGCUCCACUGGGUGGCGGACACGCUGGAGCUCUACCCCAUCGACGAUGUCUUCUUGGGCAUGUGUCUGGAGGUGCUCCAGGUCGCUCCUAUAAAACACAACGCCUUUAAGACGUUCGGCUUGGUGAAAAAUAAGAACAGCAAGUUGAACAGAGAACCUUGCUUCUUUAAGAGCAUGAUCGUGGUGCACAAGCUGCUCCCGUCGGAUCUCAUGCACAUGUGGAAUCUGGUCAACAGCGACCUGGUGUGCUCGCAGAGAGUGGAGAUCCUAUAGCUCGGUGGGAAACACCGGGUAAGGACAGCGCCGACGAGCUGAGCUGUACCUCGGUGGAUACUGGUGCGAUGAAACGAGAGUCCCAGUAAAACUCUCCUUUAUGUGGAGAGGGACCACGGACAAUAUUUUGAAUUUGCUGUUUCUGUGCAGUGGUGCAAUAUUUUGGAGGAGUUUCCUCAAAAGUCAAGUAAAUUAUGCAGAGUUUUUAACGGUUGUAGAAUCGUGUAUUUAUAUUGGCAUUUUGAAGGACUCGCACUGUCAGCACGCAGAUUCAGAGACAACGACCAAAGUUGAGCUUCAACGGGCGCGUUACGAGGAGGGCUCGCUUCACGAUUACAGGCUGUUUAUUCUGUUGAAUUGCAUAUUUGUGAUGGGUCCCCACCUUAUCACAGCCAGACCAUGGAUGUAUAAUAGCACCUGGAUACGGCUCAGCCAUGCUUCCAAUUUUUUUCCAGUGGCCACUCGCCGUAUUGCAGGGAAAAGCCCAAAAAGCAUUUUCCCCAUAGGCCGCCAUUGUAAAAGAGACAUCUGUAAAACUGUUGACAGGACACCUCGAACUGCAAACAAAGUCAAUUAUGACUCUUUCUAUUAUGAAUUUCAUCCAUGGAGAUUUUCUAUUCAUAAAACUUCCCUCGAGCCAAGAAAAAUGAUGUCAAUUUUAAACCCAGAAGCUAGAAAACUUUUGGGGCGUAUGCACCAGGUGAGCAAUUCUCAUUGGCAUGAAUAGGCGCCAUCUCUUGGGGUCCGGUAUCCAGUUCUUAUAAUACAUCCAUGAGCCAGACACACACCCUCGUCCUCCCCUCUUCAGUGACCAAUACCUGUUUUUCCUCCUUCCUUCUGGUUCGAUACGAUGGAGGUUUAUUUUUUAUUGGCCAGGAAGCUUGUGGCAGUGACACCAAAUCCCCAACGGUCGCAAACCAAUUAAAUGUGAAUACACUACAAAAAUGACAUUUAUUAUGAGGACAAGUGGUAAACAAAUCCAUGAAUGAACCAUGUAUCAUAUUGUGCUUUUGGAUAGGUCAGAGGGUAAAUAUGUUUGGUUUAGUUUCUUGGAAAUCAAAAGGGCGGUUAGCAUCAGUUUGGUGCCCUGGAGCUCGGGUUGGAAAGCCAUUGCACAUGCUGCACAGCCUCUAGUUAUGUUAGCAUUUUGGGUUACAUGCUACCUUCAUUUGGACGAGUACUGUAUGGCAGCUGCUGCAGUGGCUUCAAAUGAACUAAGAGAAGGAAAUGGCUCUCUACCUCAGUGAUUCGGUCAAAAAAAUUUCAUCAUUGGUCACCCUUUCUACUGUAACACUGAUACCAUUAGAUUUUAAUCACUUUUUGUAUCGUAGAGGUCCUUGCACUUGUUUUUCUUGUUUUGUUUUUUUAAUGUGACUGACUUGACGUCUACUACUCCUAUACUACUGGAAACCUUUAAAAAAAGAAAAAGAGUCUAAACUUGUUACAGGUUUGCUGUCCGUGGAUUUGAAUGUGCUGAUAUACUUGAUGUGGAUUUGACAGAGGGUUUACAAUGACACUGUGAACUAAAACUAUUGCUGGUACGAGUAUAUGACAUGUUAAUUUAAUCCCCAAUAAAAAGGGGUAAAUGUGGGAUUCUUUGUAUUUAAUUUAAAGCGUCAUAUUAACGGGAUGAUUAUAAAGCGGAAUGUUGUGGGUGUAGCGGGGGAUGAUUACGUCUAGGUGAUGUAAAUAUAUGUAAAAAAUCUAAAUGUACAUAGAAUGAAAUUUGUAAAUAAAUAUCUUGACAGUA